GACAAUAUAUGGUAAGCAUGUUGAUGCCGUAAAUUCGACUGAAAGCGAGGCCGCUGGACCUAACAAAGUUGUGAAGCAAGAAGAAUAUGGAGAAGAUAUCAAAAAUUUGACCGCACAUUCUCACAUUCAAUCGCUAAUGGCGCAGGGAACUGUUGAGAUAAAAACGGAAGAGCCCAAGACGAAAGCAGUCGUGAGCGCGCAGUCAAUGCAGCUGAUCGAUAGCAACGAUCAGCCGGAAAAGAUUUGCUAUAUACGUCGGAGUGAUGGCGCCAUCUUACCUGGACACGUGCUCCAGCAGCGUGGCGGCGAAAAGGCGUUCGCACCAAUCGAAUAUUACGUACACUAUGUUGGCCUCAAUCGACGCCUGGAUGAAUGGGUUCCCUGUCAUUGCGUUUCCGAGAAUGCUGAUGACUUGGGUGGCAUCACUGUGCUCAGCCAGCCAGAUGGCGAGCAAGCCGACACCAUUCAAGCAGUUACUCGUAAGUUGAACGAUCCUCACAAUAUCGAUGCACCAGGCAGUCCGAGCGAUCGGAAAAUGACACGCUACCAGAAACGACGCUACGACGAGAUUAAUCACGUCCAGAAGAGCCACGAAGAGUUGAGCGCCCCAUUGGCCGCAUAUGAGAAGGAACACGAGUCCAUCACAAAAAUCAAGUAUAUUGAAAAAAUUCAGUUCGGACAAUUUGAAAUCGACACCUGGUAUUUCAGUCCCUAUCCCGACGAGUAUGGCAAGGCGCGCAAGCUCUUUGUCUGCCAAUAUUGUCUGAAAUAUAUGCGACUACUGAAGAGCUUUACGGGCCAUUUAAAGGACUGUAAAGUUCAGAAGCCACCUGGACGCGAAAUCUACCGUAAGGGCAUCAUAUCAGUGUUUGAGGUGGACGGCAAUGAGGAGCCACUGUAUUGUCAGCUACUAUGCUUGCUGGCAAAACUUUUUUUGGACCACAAGGUUCUGUUCUAUGACACCAAGGUAUUCUAUUUCUAUGUGCUGUGCGAAAUCGCCAAGGAAGGAUGUCAGAUUGUGGGCUAUUUCUCCAAAGAGAAAGAAUCGCUGGCGAACAAUAACGUGGCCUGUAUAUUGGUAUUGCCGCCAUAUCAACGCAAGGGCUAUGGCAAGUUCUUAAUCGCCUUCAGUUAUACAUUGUCGCGUAAGGAGGGAAUCAUUGGUAGUCCCGAGAAACCACUCUCCGAUCUUGGACGGCUCAGCUAUCGCAGUUAUUGGGCCUACACUUUGCUAGAGUUGAUGAGUGACCUCAGCACUUCCUCGCUGAGCAUCAAGGCGCUGAAUAAACUAAGUGGGAUUGCAACAGACGAUAUCAUCUAUACGCUUCAAUCGAUGCGAAUGAUUAAAUACUGGAAGGGUCAGCAAGUUGUCUGUGUGACGACCAGAACCAUCAACAAUUAUCUACAGUUGCCACAACUUAAACGUCCCGUGUUAACGGUCGACUUGGACUGUUUAGAUUGGACACCCCAUAAAACGGUGAAUGGAAAAUCAGGCGUGACAUCCCCGUAGAAUUGAAUGUAUGAUUAACAAAUUGGAUUAAUGUCAGAGUGGCAGUAGCAUUAAUGUAACGAAAAAUAUAUGGACAGAAAAAUCGUAUUGUUAUUGAAUGAAAUCGGUUAAAAAUAGUAUAUUUGAAGCUAA
Molecule: messenger RNA, 1642 nt
Organism: Scaptodrosophila lebanonensis
Lineage: Eukaryota; Metazoa; Arthropoda; Insecta; Diptera; Drosophilidae
Product: males-absent on the first protein-like
Exons: 2
Coding region: 137-1510 (457 amino acids)
Biological process (GO): regulation of DNA-templated transcription
Molecular function (GO): histone acetyltransferase activity
Source: RefSeq, a predicted model, not a curated record